This is a messenger RNA of Aspergillus terreus NIH2624, 3123 nucleotides long. RefSeq lists its product as uncharacterized. The record is from RefSeq and is a predicted model, not a curated record. Lineage: Eukaryota; Fungi; Ascomycota; Eurotiomycetes; Eurotiales; Aspergillaceae. Gene Ontology annotation, molecular function: beta-N-acetylhexosaminidase activity; hydrolase activity, acting on ester bonds. Gene Ontology annotation, biological process: carbohydrate metabolic process. The transcript has 5 exons. The coding region runs from base 1 to 3123 and encodes 1040 amino acids.
AUGCGGUCUACAAUACUCCUUGCAUCGAUCACAGUCGCAUCGGCCUUGCAGGCCCUUCCACCAGUGCAAUGGACGCAUUCGAAUCACGGCGCACAUCGUGGACUUGAUAUCGCGACUGUCGACCGCACAAUCUACAUCCAAAACGAUUUUGCAUCGCAACGAGAUCAGAAUGGGCUGACUCUCAUUCGGCCCGCUGCGAUUGAGUUCGCAGACACAUUCCGCCAAGAUCUGGAAGAGGUAACGGGGCAUACCUGGGCCGUACACACUGUCGAUGCUUUCCCGAAACAUCGCUCGGGAAUCUUCCUCGACAAGCUCAAGACGUCCCAUCGGCAGUUGACCUACGAGAAUGGAGACCCCACUGAAGAAGGGUAUGAACUGGAAGUGGAAAGAGAUCGAGUGUUCAUCCGCGGCUCCGGUGCUCGGGGAAUGUGGUGGGGAACACGGACUUUGCUACAAGAGCUAUUGAUGGCGAACAACGGUCGUAUUCCAUCUGGACGGGUGGUUGACGCACCGUCGUUUGCUACUAGAGGCUUCCUGCUGGAUGCCGGAAGAAAGUGGUACUCGCCGUCAUUUCUUAAGGACCUCUGCACGUAUGCGUCGUUCUUCAAGAUGUCUGAAUUCCACUACCACACCAGCGACAAUUACCCGCUGAACCGGGGACAUAACGAGACCUGGCAAGACGUCUACGCGCAGUUUUCCCUGCACCCCGAGAACCCCGAGCUGCAGAAGCUCGUCCAGAGAGCCAACGAGACGCUCUCCCGUGCCGACUACGAGGCCCUUGAGCAUCACUGCGCUCAACGGGGUGUCACUAUCAUCCCCGAGAUUGAGUCGCCUGGCCACUGUUUGUUCAUUACAAAGUGGAAGCCCGAGUUGGCUCUGGAGACCAAAAAAGACCUCUUAAACCUGACUCAUCCGGAUACCAUUCCUCUCGUCAAGUCGAUCUGGUCGGAGUUUCUUCCGUGGUUCAACACGAAGGAAGUUCACAUUGGGGCGGAUGAGUAUGACUCGACGCUUGCGGACGACUACAUCGACUUUGUGAAUGAGAUGGCUCAAUUUGUGAAAGAGACGUCUGGAAAGAAGGUUCGGAUCUGGGGAACAUACGAGCCCUCCGAAACCCGCACCAUCUCCAAGGAUGUCAUUAUCCAACAUUGGCAGUACGGCCAGUCCGAUCCCGUUGCACUGGCCGACGACGGAUACGAAAUCAUCAACUCUGAAGACUGGUGGGCGUAUAUGUCAUUGAAAAAUGACCACAUGCCUAUCCUGCCGGCUCCCUAUCCAUACCUCUUUAAUAACUCGCGGGUGCUCAACUUUGCCAAUAGGGACGGCUGGCAGUGGUCUCCCGACCUCUUCAAUCCAUAUAAUGUUACUGAGCAACCGACGGUGAAACCAGUUAGGGGCGCUAUUUUGGCCGCAUGGAAUGACAACGGGCCUGAUGCAACGACCCAGCUGGAGGCAUACUACGCCAUCCGCAACGGUAUCCCGACUGUCGCGUCCCGCUCAUGGUCUGGAAACCGUGGACCAAAACUCGAUCUGUCUAGCCUGACAUCUUCCAUGAACUUGCACACCUCGAAUGCCGUUGCACAAAACCUCGACCGGAAACUAGAUGGAAACGCCAACAAAACUCACGAAUUGGUCCACUGGACUGCCUCUGCGAAGAACGCAACCGGAGAGAAGAUAUAUCUGGGAUACGGCAGCAAAGGAAUGAAUUACACGCUGGAAUUGGAUGUUGGCGGUCCAUUUAUCCUCUCUUCUGACGACUCAACCCUUUCCUUAUCCUCAGAAGGUGCACUGACCUUCACCUCGGAUGGCUGGGACUAUCCCCUUCGCUCCGUGUCUGAAACGGACGGCUUCGAGGCAGGCUACCCAGGCCGAAUCUGGGCAAACGAGAGCUCGUCUACCCACGAACCUGUCGCCGUCCCAUUGAAGAGCCAUAUUACCAUCCGGACCGACAUUAUCGGCGGCAGUCGUGUCUGGGUGAACGGGCAAUUCGCUGGCCGGUUCGAAGUAUUCGUCUUUGGAGGCAAGAACACCCUGUUCUCAUGGAGCCAGAUGGCAUUUGUUGCCCCUCUCCAGUGGGUGCAAGGGCAAUUGAAUAAAUUGCGUCUGGGUGGAUACAGCGGGGCAGCAUUAGCCGGCCUGACUUAUACAUACCAGAUUCCUUUAACGGGAAGAAUAGCAACUCAGCUUGUUUAUAACCAGGCAAUGUCUACAAUUCCCCUUCAUGAUGGGGCCGCACCACCAGUGGGAUGGGAACAGCCAGUGAACAACAACUCGGCUUCGGGCGGCUACAACUGGGGCUACUUCGUUGCGCAAUCGGAACAUGUGAACCGAUACAACUACGCCGUGAGCGGUGCCGUGUGCUCAAACAAAAUCACACCGCGGACAUUCUCCACCAUCAACGCACCAUUCCCAUCCGUGUUGGAAUACGAAGUCCCAGCCUUCCUGGCCGACAGCAGGUACACGACCCCAUCUGGAAGGAAAUUCCUCGACAUCCCCUCGCAGGAAACAGCCUACGCUAUCUGGAUCGGGACCAACGAUCUGGGAGAAAAUGCCUUCCUGACUGACUCCCAGGUUGCUGGGAAGACGAUUCCGGACUACGCCAAUUGCAUCUACGAGGCUCUAGACCAGGUGUACGGAAACGGUGCACGGUACUUCGUCAUCAUGAAUAAUGCACCUCUACAGCUGGCGCCCAUGUACGCGACCCUCGAGAAUGGGGGCACUGGGAAGUCGCCGUAUUGGCCUGAUAAGCCCAGUAACGAUACACUCUACAGCUACCGUAUGUGGGAACAGGUGGCCACCGUCAACCAGGUCUUUGAGUACAAAACGCCGUUUGAGGUGAUGGUUGCACGGCGGUACCCUGGAGCUCAUUUUGCCGUUAUGGAUAUGUAUGGCCUGCUGUCUGAUAUAUACUAUCAUCCCGUGAAGUACUUCCAUGGUCCGGCGAAUGUGACUGGGUAUAUCAAUCACUGCAAUACCUCCGGCGGAGACUGUGUACGGCUCCCCGAUGAAGAUUCCUUCAUGUGGUACGACACGCUGCAUCCGUCUGAGCAAACCGAUAAGUUCAUCGCCGAGGAAUUUGUGCAAGUGGUCAAGGGGAAGAGCAAAUGGGCGACGUACUGGUGA